Messenger RNA from Merops nubicus (carmine bee-eater), 724 nucleotides. It is a transcript of the gene DAPP1, whose product is annotated as dual adaptor of phosphotyrosine and 3-phosphoinositides. The transcript has 8 exons. Lineage: Eukaryota; Metazoa; Chordata; Aves; Coraciiformes; Meropidae. The record is from RefSeq and is a predicted model, not a curated record. The annotation marks the transcript as partial.
GUGGUAUCAUGACAACCUUACCCGGCAUGCAGCAGAAGCACUGCUGCUUUCCAACGGGCAGGAUGGAAGCUAUCUCUUGAGGAAGAGCAAUGAAAAGGAAGACUUGUACUCCCUCUCUGUAAGGGGAAAAGAUUCUGUGAAACACUUCCACAUUGAACAUACAGGAACUUCAUUCAAAUUUGGAUUUAAUGAAUUUUCUAGCUUGAAGGAAUUAGUCAUGCAUUUUGCAAAUCAGCCUUUAAUUGGAAGCGAAACAGGAACCUUGAUUGUGUUGAAGCAUCCCUACCCACGGGAAGUGGAAGAACCUUCCAUCUACGAGUCUGUCCGAGUUCACACGGCGAUGCAGACGGGAAGGACAGAGAGCGACCUUGUUCCAAACGCUCCCUCACUCGGUACAAAAGAAGGAUAUUUGAUAAAACAAGGCAAAAUAGUCAAGAAUUGGAAGACAAGGUGGUUUACAUUACAUAGGAAUGAACUGAAGUAUUUCAAAGACCAAACAGCCACAGAACCAAUUCGGGCACUUGACUUGACUGAAUGCUCAGCUGUGCAAUUUGACUAUUCCCAGGAAAGAGUCAAUUGCUUCUGUUUGGUGUUCCCACUGAGGACAUACUACCUGUGUGCAAAAACUGGAAUAGAAGCUGACGAGUGGAUUAAAAUCCUGCGAUGGAAGCUGUCACAAAUACGGAAGCAACUGGAGCAGCGUAACACCACCCUCAGUGCCUAG